GCCCGCAUCCCUGCCCUGUGCCAGGUCUCUGGCUCCCCUGAACCGUGCCCGCGGGCCCGUCGGUAAGGCAGCACUCACCCCAUCAGCCUGCUCGGGCCAGCGGGGAACGUCCGGGCCAUCGGAGCUCGGCCAGAGUAGUGUCCCAGGACACAUCACACCAUUUCCCCAUGCCUUCAUCUGCCCAUGAAUGAGGGAUGAGGAAUCGGGGAGAAUCACCAUGUGCUUACAACUCUCCAAAUGGAGAAACCAAGAGUUACUGCCAGGAAUUCUCCUUAGAAGAAAGACUUGCACAUCCCAAGGAGUAUAAGCCGUGUGGACAGGAGAUGGUGUCACAGGCACCACUUGUCACAGUAGAGCUCCAGCGAGAUGGAGAACUACAAACUCCAUAUCCCACACUCUUUGCAGCUAGGGAUCCACGUGGGACCUGGCCUCCAUCAAGCAGGCACACCCUAUAGAACUUGCAAGAAGGAAGAGAACUCCAUCAGGACUUCCAUAAUCGUACAAAUCUGACACGAAGUAAAACUGCGCCUCUCCGGGGAGAAACUACAACUUCCAGGGUUCCGCGGAUUGAAGGCUUGGGCUGUUCUCGGAGGCAAACUACAAUUCCCAGAAUUCCGUUAACCAAGGGGAGGUUCUGGCCUAGGGUCCGAGCAGCUGAGCUCGCGAGCCUGCGCACGUGCACUGGCUGCCGCGCCGGGCUCGCCAGCCAAGCAGGCGCAAGGCGGGCACCCGCGAGCCCCGGCGGCGGCGGUGGGGUGGGUGCCGCGGGACCUGCCCUCCAUGCCUGGUCUUCCCGGGCUCGGGGCGGGGUCAGGAGGCGGCAGCGGCGGCUGAUUCAGCCAAAGCCGACUACGCGGAGGGCCCACCGGGACGCUUCAACGCCACGGAGCCCCGCCUGCGGGCUGCAGACCAGGACAUGAAGUCUUAAGAAUUGGCCCAGGCAGACGCAGAAGGACAAAUACUACAUGAUACCACAUGAUCCCCUCUGUUCCAAGAAGCACUGGAGGAAGGUGUCAAAGAUGCCACCACGCCUGCAGACACAGAGCUGGGCAGCUGGUUGAGGAAGUUGAGGCUUGAGGCGUUAAUCUGCCAAGAUCAUAAAACCAUCUCACACCUAGGAUCUAAAGGAAGACACUUAUUAGGUUGACCCUAAUUGAGUGAAAUUGCUGUUUUUGUACGUGACAAGCAGUCAGCUAUCAGUAUUCAUGAGGUUCAACGAAUACACCAUUUCUGACCUUCUCCACAACCCUGUGAGGUGGGUGCCGUGCUCUCGCUCUUGCUGACGGGGAACCUGACUUCAGAAAGGCCGUGCCAUAAAGUCACGGAGCUGGGCUUUGAACCCGAGUCUGUCUGGCUUUUUAGCCUUAAACUUGCCUGGACAGCACACAUCCUCCUCUGGGAGCCACUGACCACCGGUAAUGCGGCAGGAACUCAGAGCCAGGUUGGUGUAGGGUGUGAUGUGAUAAUUCCUGAGAUCAGGGGUCUCCAACAGAGCAGACCAAUUGGUCAGACUUCUUGGUGCGGUCAGUGCCCUGAGACCGAGGUGUGCUACCUGUCCCCCGCAUCCCCCCUGCACCUUCCCUGCCCCCCUGUCGGGGAGGGCUAGCAGAAGGUGUGGCUGCUCUGGCAAGGUGAGAACUCCAGAGGACUUUCCUCAGGGAGGGGGAGGGAGGCUGCAAGGGAUGGAACGGGCCUGCCCUCCCUAGCAGAGCCGUGCCCAAGGGGGUGAAGAGCGGCUCAUCCACAUCAGACCUGGCCUGGCCCUAGCGGGUGGCAGCUGGGUGGAGCAGCGGAUGGACUGGGCUGUGCGGGGAGCCACCUGCCUUCGCUGGACCCUGAACUCAGAAGCUGCGUGGCCAGGCCUGCACAUGACCUGCCGCUCUCCCCAGCCUUCAGGAGGCAGCACUCGCCAGGAGUUUAGGACGCCUCCAUUUUUAAUCCUGCCGUGUCGCAGAGUUGCUGGAUGAUUUGGGGCACUUCUCUAAGGCUUUUGCCGAUCGUCCGCGUGCCCGCAGAGAUGGGUCGAGCCCGCCAGGCCUGUGGCACUCCCCGGGGGCUGUCCUGUCACUAGGGCCCCGUGGUGGCAUUAGGAUGCACCUGUCGGCGGUGUUCAACGCCCUCCUGGUGUCCGUGCUGGCAGCGGUCCUGUGGAAGCACGUGCGGCUGCGUGAGCAUGCGGCCGCUCUGGAGGAGGAGCUGGCCCUCGGCCGCCAGGCCCCAGAGCCGGGCCCCGCGCUGAGGAUCGACUACCCCAGGGCGCUGCAGACCCUGAUGGAGGGCGGCACACACAUGGUGUGCACGGGCCGCACGCACACUGACCGCCUCUGCCGCUUCGAGUGGCUGUGUUACUCCAGCGAGGCCGAGGAGUUCAUCUUCUUCCACGGCAACGCGUCCGUCAUGCUGCCCAACCUGGGCUCCCGGCGCUUCCAGCCGGCCCUGCUCGACCUGUCCACCGUGGAGGACCACAACACCCAGUACUUCAACUUCGUGGAGCUGCCGGCCGCCGCCCUGCGCUUCAUGCCGAAGCCCGUGUUCGUGCCCGACGUGGCGCUCCUCGCCAACCGGUUCAACCCCGACAACCUCAUGCACGUCUUCCACGACGACCUGCUGCCUCUCUUCUACACCCUGAGGCAGUUCCCCGGCCUGGCCCACGAGGCCCGGCUCUUCUUCAUGGAGGGCUGGAGCGAGGGCGCACACUUUGAGCUCUACAAGCUCCUCAGCCCGAAGCAGCCACUCCUGCGGGCACAGCUCAAGACCCUGGGCCGGCUGCUGUGCUUCUCCCAUGCCUUCGUGGGUCUCUCCAAGGUCACCACGUGGUACCAGUAUGGCUUCGUCCAGCCCCAGGGCCCGAAGGCUAACGUCUUGGUCUCGGGCAACGAGAUCCGGCAGUUCACACGGUUCAUGAUGGAAAAGCUGAACGUGAGCCGGGCAGGGGCUCCCCUAGGCGAAGACUACGUUCUGGUCUUCAGCCGUACCCAGAACAGACUCAUCCUGAACGAGGCAGAGCUGCUGCUGGCACUGGCCCAGGAGUUCCAGAUGAAGACGGUGACGGUGUCCCUGGAGGACCACGCCUUUGCAGAUGUCGUGCGGCUGGUCAGCAACGCCUCCAUGCUGGUCAGCAUGCACGGGGCCCAGCUGGUCACUGCCCUCUUCCUGCCCCGUGGGGCCACUGUGGUCGAGCUUUUCCCAUAUGCUGUCAAUCCCGACCACUAUACGCCCUAUAAGACGCUGGCCACGCUGCCUGGCAUGGACCUCCAGUACGUAGCCUGGCGGAACAUGAUGCCAGAGAACACAGUCACGCACCCUGAACGGCCCUGGGACCAGGGGGGCAUCGCUCACCUAGACCGGGCGGAGCAGGCCCGUAUCCUGCAAAGCCGCGAGGUCCCGCGGCAUCUCUGUUGCCGGAACCCUGAGUGGCUCUUCCGAAUCUACCAGGACACCAAGGUGGACAUCCCAUCCCUCAUCCAGACCAUACGGCGCGUGGUAAAGGGCCGGCCGGGGCCGCGGAAGCAGAAGUGGACUGUCGGCCUCUACCCAGGCAAGGUCCGGGAUGCGCGGUGCCAGGCGUCAGUGCAGGGCACCUCCGAGGCGCGCCUCACCGUGUCCUGGCAGAUCCCAUGGAACCUCAAGUACCUGAAGGUGAGGGAGGUGAAGUACGAGGUGUGGCUCCAGGAGCAGGGCGAGAACACCUAUGUGCCUUACAUCCUGACCCUGCAGAACCACACCUUCACCGAGAACAUCAAGCCUUUCACUACCUACUUGGUGUGGGUCCGCUGCAUCUUCAACAAGAUCCUCCUGGGACCCUUUGCAGAUGUGCUGGUGUGCAACACGUAGCGAGCGUGCCGUGGCCAGGCCUGGGUGGGGGCGUGGCUCCUCCAGCUCAGUGGCCCUGGGCCCACUAGCCCCAUGUGGUGGCUUCUGGGAAUUGUUUAUUUAUUGAGCAGGCCUGCCCCAGGCUUGUGCCCCCAUGUCAUCUUACUGCAUCUGGAGUGUGGGGUCCACAGUCCUCUUUGCCCUGGUACGACGGGACCCUCCCAGCCCCCUUCUCCCAUCGUGAGCAUCCAGACCGUGGAGAAGGUCCUUAGCGGGAGGAGGAGGAGGAGAAGGAAGAAGGAAAGUAAGAACCCUAAGGAGCCACUGGCCGAGUAAUCGUGCCGUUCCCUACUGAAUCUCUCUGGUUGAUCUCCAGGUGUUUGGAAACUGUGAGUAGUAGAUCACGUGGUUGCUUGGGUGGGUGGUUCAUCAGCUUCCGUCAUCAUGAAAUUCGCCUGUAGCACAGUGAAGGUGUGUGUGGAACAUUCAUUAAACGAUUAUAAACA
Molecule: messenger RNA, 4319 nt
Organism: Leopardus geoffroyi (Geoffroy's cat)
Lineage: Eukaryota; Metazoa; Chordata; Mammalia; Carnivora; Felidae
Gene: POMGNT2
Product: protein O-linked mannose N-acetylglucosaminyltransferase 2 (beta 1,4-)
Exons: 10
Coding region: 2092-3834 (580 amino acids)
Biological process (GO): protein O-linked glycosylation via mannose
Cellular component (GO): endoplasmic reticulum
Molecular function (GO): protein binding; protein O-acetylglucosaminyltransferase activity
Source: RefSeq, a predicted model, not a curated record